Molecule: messenger RNA, 1797 nt
Organism: Suncus etruscus (white-toothed pygmy shrew)
Lineage: Eukaryota; Metazoa; Chordata; Mammalia; Eulipotyphla; Soricidae
Product: CD209 antigen-like
Exons: 19
Coding region: 10-1797 (595 amino acids)
Source: RefSeq, a predicted model, not a curated record
GAGAGCAAGAUGGCUGAGAUGUUUACCCCCAAAGGACCUGGAGAUCCAGAGCAGGAGACAUUUGGGGACAUGGACAUGAUUGAGAACAAAGCUGGACUGUUCCAGAACUUAAGGAAAAGAUGGUCAGGACACCUGCCUAGGAUCAGGCUUGGUCACCUCCAGGUUUUCAUCUCUUUGAGCUUCUUCCUGGGUCUCAUCAUUGUACUGGUCCAGGUUGUGGAUUCUCGGAAUCAGAUCCAGGACGAUCUGAUUAAGAUCAGACAACAGAUGGCCCAGUUGAAUGUCACUCUGGAGAGGCUCUGCUGGCCUUGUCCAUUGGGCUGGGAGUCCUUCCAAGGAAACUGCUACUGGUUCUCCAGGUCUCAGAGCAACUGGUUCUAUGCUUCCAAAGCCUGUGAGCGCCUGAAAGCCAAGUUGGUGAUCGUCAACAGUAAGGAGGAGGAGGAAUUCCUGCAGCUUUGGGAGAUCCGGCAUGAUAAGAAAACCUGGAUUGGACUUACAGACCAUCACAAUGAGUCAUCCUGGGAAUGGGUGGAUAAGACUCCUCUUCGUGACAGCUACUGGAAACGAGGAGAACCCAAUGACAUUAACAAUGAGGACUGUGCCGAGCUGCUUGAUGAUGGCUGGAAUGAUAUCCCGUGUACUUCGGAAAUUGCUUGGAUCUGGCACCUGCCCAAGGUUAGCCUCAGUCUCCUGCAGCUUCUCAUCUCUCUAUUCCUCUUCCUGGGUAUGAUUAUUGUGCUGAUCCAGGGCCUUUCUGCAUAUAGUUGGUGCCUAAUCAUUGUGUUCCUGUCAGAAGUUGGGGAUUCUUGGGAACAGAUGCAGGACAACCUGAAUAAGAUCAGCCAACUGCUGGCCCAUUUGAAUGUUACCAUGUAUCAUCACAAAGAGGGAUCCUGGGAAUGGGUGGACAAGACCCCUCUCAAUGACAGCUAUUGGAAACCAGGAGAACCCAAUGACGACCUUGGCAAUGAGGAUAGUGUGGAGCUACUCGAUGAUGGCUUGAAUGAUAUUCCAUGGCCCACCAAUUCCUGCAGAGCUGUAUUUGGGGGCAAUCAGAAGAGUCUGAGUACAGUUGGGAAUUUUCAGGAACAAAUGAAAGACAACCUGAAUCUGUUCAGCCAAGUGCUGGCCCAGUCAAAUGUCACCCUGGAGAAGUUCUACGGGAACCUGAGCUUAGCUGAGAAGGAGGUCGAACAACCCCAGACCGUGAGAAAGUGGUCAGAGCGCUGUCCCCGACUCAGCCUCAGUCUCCUGCAGCUUCUUGUCUCUCUUAUCCUCUUCAUUCUCCUGGUGAACAUCCUGGUUCAGACUGAGACAUCUCAGAAGCCGGACCUGGUGAACAUAGAUUGGAUCCAUCACCAACAGACCCCAACGAAUGUCACCCUGGGAGUGUUCUGUCAUCCAUGCCCCUGGAUUUGGACAGAAUUCCAAGGAAGCUGCUACUUGCUCUUUCGGUCCAAGAGCAACUGGAAUGAUGCUCUUUCUGCCUGCCAGCAUGUAAAUGCCCUGCUAGUGGUCAUCAACAGCGAGGCUGAGGAGAAAUUCCUCCAGUCUUGGAAAGUCAGAGAUAAAAAACACACGUGGAUUGGCCUCAGCGACCAUCUCCAUGAGGGGUCCUGGAGAUGGGUGGACGACACCCCCCUUCAACUCAGCUUCUGGAGAGCAGAAGGAUCCAACAGCACCUAUGAUGAAAACUGUGUGGAACUGUAUGAUGAUGGCUGGAACAAUAAUCUGUGUAGCGCACUAAGAAUGUGGAUCUGUGAGAAGCCCUCAACUCUUUGUCCCAAACACUAA